AUGACUGAGGCUUCGAAAGAUCAAAUAUCUAAUGACGAUCCCCUCCUGAAUAUGUUUUUCGAUGACGGCUUUGUCCCUCAGGCCUUCGUGGAUAUUCUAUUGACCAAUAGUAACUCUGAGGACACGACACAAGUACAAUCAACGGCAUCAUCGUUACUGACCAGAUUGGAUUUCUACACUAAAAAUCUAACUGCUGAAUUGGAAAGUACUAUCUUUAACCUAGAAAAGCUUUCAGAGGCUUUGCCGGGUACGUGGGUCAAUCCUGCAUUAAAUACAGAUGACACUAAUGAUGAUCAACCGAUGGGCACAUCAAAACUAGAGUACUACAUAGAUACUCUGGGAAGUGCAGUAAGAGCUCUAGAGUUAGAUGUUGCUAAGGUUGAGACACAAUUAGGGGAACUGAAGUCCCAUUAUACAAACAGUGAAAAUAUCAAGGUAAGGUUAAACAAACUGCAUAUCGUUAAGAAAAGACUUAAUAUCGUUUUACAGUACUUCAUAAAAUUGAAGAAUAUUUCCAACAUUACAGAUUCCACGAAAAGAUCUGAUUCAAAUAGUAAUCUAACAUCAAUAUCAGAUUUUAAAAUUUCACUUCAGACACUUGAGGAAACUAUUGAUCAAUCAUUAUUAGACCUUCUGGAAAAUGAAACGGUAGAGAAAAAAGAGAAAGAUUUACUACUUAAGGUACGGGAUUUUUGUGAAUUAACAAUUUUAUUCAAAGGUUUAGGUGAAUUCUAUGAAGCGUAUUCUGAAUUUGCUUUGAACAUUCAAAACAAAGCAAAUGAUUACAUGAGUAGGAAAAAUGUGGAGAAUGCGUUCAGUAUAUAA
Molecule: messenger RNA, 825 nt
Organism: Kazachstania africana CBS 2517
Lineage: Eukaryota; Fungi; Ascomycota; Saccharomycetes; Saccharomycetales; Saccharomycetaceae
Gene: COG7
Product: Golgi transport complex subunit COG7
Exons: 1
Coding region: 1-825 (274 amino acids)
Source: RefSeq, a predicted model, not a curated record